UCUCUCUCUCUCUCUCUCUCUCUCUCUCUCUCUCUCUCUCACACACACACACACACAUAUACUGAUAUAAUAUGUAGAGUAGCAUAUGCUUUCUGGGAGACGUGAGAGCUUGAAGGUUGAUGGUGACUCACUAUCUCUCUUGCUUUGCGACGCAGUGGCUGAGGCUUUAACGGAUAAGAACGAUCGUUUCACUCACAUUUCUCAUGAAUUUUGGGACUGGAACAGUCGCCGGGAAAGCUGGGAACAUAAUGGAGUGGAAUGUUAACAAUGGAUAUAAAAGCUUAAAGGGUAUUUGCCAGAACGUUUCUUACAGAUAGUAUGAGUUUGUGAUUUAAUUGGGUGCUUAACUGUAUUUUAGUUUUUGUAAUAUUUAUUUAGCUUGCUAAAAUUGAAUAUAGAGGAUUGUACACCUGAAAAUGGCCUAUUUAGUCCUGAUAUUCCUUGUGCGAGGUUUCAUUUCUUGGAAUUUGAGGAAUCCCCAUUUUCGUGUGACUUUUAAUGACUUACAACUGUUGUAAACUUUCAUUAAUUUCUACAUUCUCAGUCCAGCGUCUUUGUUAUUGUUGAAGAAUAUAAAUAUUUGUGUUACAUCUGGUCUAACAAAUGUUUUAACACAUUUGUGGGUUAACAAGGUAUCAAAGUGGGAGGUCAAUGUCACCUUGGAAAUUAAUAUUACUUACACGUUCUUUUCCAGAGUCCUGGACUGCAUGUGACUGUAAGAAUUUAGAUAUUUUAACUUGAGGUUUUAGAGAAGUUGGUGGUCUGUACUGGCUACUGGGAGUCUGGGAUCAUCUGUUUGUAUAUAUUGUUUGUUGAGGACAUAGAAAUAGUUCAAUAAUAAAAUUUAUGGAUGUUUGGCUGUAUAACUGGGAAGUAUGACACUUGUAAGGGUAGCAGUGAUGACCAUUUAAGAAGUUAUGUGCUUUAUAAAAUGUGAAGGCAUAGAUGUGCAAAUGUCUUAUACUUAUUGAGGUGCAACAGCCAUGCUGUUGGGAUUAGUCAGCUGGCCAGGCUAGGCCAAACUUAAUACCACUUUUAGUCACUGAAUUUUCAACUCUUGGCCCAAAUUUUCUUUUGUAACUAGCUUUUCUAUUGUUUCUUCUGCCAGACUGUGCCGCCCUUGAGCAAGAGUCUCCUGAAUUAAAUUAAAAUCAACGCAGUUGAAAUUUGACUUUGCUUAGAUAAGCCGUGUUUUAUGUUUUCUGUUGCUUGGCUCUGCUCGACUGCUUACAGCACUGUUUGCAUGCAUAAUGGAAACCAUCAGCAGAGGAUUAUUAGCUUUUCUACGAGCAAACAUCAAAUUUCUUUGCUCUUUGGUCUAGAGGAUCAAAUAUGGAAACAUUCUCCCCUGCACAAAUCCACAUAAAACUCAAAGGGCUAGUCAUUUGUUUAUUUUUUUAGGUUUUCUAAAUUUUGAGUCUUCUGUGCACAAGAUAUAUGGAAAUAAAUUAUUUGAAAGAACUUAAUUAAACAUGAUAGGUAGGUGUAAGUAAUAGAUGGAGAGUUCAUUUGGAGAGCUUUUCAUAACUUUUUCGUUGGCCGAUGCACUAAUAUUAAACAUUAUUAAACACGAAAAGAAAGAGGACGCAAAGUAAAACAAAUCAUCUUGUAUCAGUUUACAUGCUUCAUUUUGUGGUGGCAUUUACCUUCUGGAAAAAAAAAUAUGGUGGCUUCUGUUGAGUUUCACUAACUUAUUUUUGGUAUGCUUUAGAGAUAUUGUGUAAACAAAUAUGCUUGAUUUUAUUUAUUUGUGUGCAUUUUCUUUUUUACAUUGGUUUGAAAUGGUCAAGAAAUUGUAAGGUGGCAGGCUUUUUUGUUUUUGUUUUUGUUUUGUUUUUUGGGGAGUGAGUGAGGAAGGGAGUGUAUUCUUAGUCCUUAACAUAAUGAAGCAAGCUCCAGGCUUUAUGACCGUAAAUGUGUGAAGCGAGAGCUCCAACAUGGGAUGGUCUGGUGGCUGAAGGUCAUUUCUUUCUUUUCAGCAUUCUCAUGUAAAUUUUGAUUUGCUCCAGAAAAUCUUAUCCUGUUUAUCUAUGCAUUAUGCUCAAGUAUGUUCACUUUUUGUUCAAACAAAAGAACCUUUUCUACAACGAGGGUUAUUGCUGGCCUUUUCAACACUUCUCUGUAUAAACAAGUUCUACUUCAGUUCCAUGGCUGUUGCUUUUAUGUAGCAUCACUAUUAGAAAUAGAAAGAUUGUACUUUAAUAAACGUGUAAAGAAUGAUGAAUGGAUCUGCCACCUUUAAAUUGUAACCUGCUUGUUAUUUUGUUCUAGAGUUGCAUAUUAUGCUUUUGACUUCUACGAGAUUCAAAUUUGCAUGUUGGCAUUUGCUUUAUGGUGCAUGAAUUCACAAUUCUAUUUCAUCUCUUGUUUCUUAAAGUAGAUAUGGAACCAAAAUCAGGGAUGGAAGUAGCACUCAUUCCGAACAUUGACCCAAUAGAUAUUGGGUUGGGUUCUUCAGAAAAGGGAAAUGUGGUUCCUCCGGGAAAACCAAGAAAGAAGACUAUGACAUCAGUUUAUCUCAAGUUUUUUGAAACAGUUUCUGAUGGAAAGAGUCGGAGGUGCAAGUUCUGCGGACAGAGCUAUUCUAUUGCUACUGCAACUGGCAAUUUGGGAAGGCACCUCAGCAAUCGUCAUCCAGGAUAUGAUAAGUCAGGCGAUACUGUCAUCAUUUCAGCUCCACAAGGACCACAACCUAGCCCAAUUGUUAAGAAACAUCAACCCCAGUUGAAAACAUCUCAGGUUGAGCUUGACCAUUUAAACUGGAUGCUCAUCAAGUGGCUUAUUUUAGCAUCGCUUCCUCUUUCUACCUUGGAGGAAAAGUGGCUAGAAAACUCCUUUAAAUUCCUAAACCCAACUGUACAAAUCUGGCCAGUUGGGAAGUUUCAAGCAGUAUUGCGAGAAGUUUUCAGGAGUAUGCGGGAAGACGUAAGAGCAAUUCUGCAACAGGUUUCUUCUAAGGUCUCGAUCACCCUCGAUUUCUGGACUUCCUAUGAGCAAAUUUUGUAUAUGAGCAUUACAUGCCAGUGGAUUGAUGAACACUGGUCCUUCCAGAAGGUUCUUCUCGAUAUUUGUCGUGUACCUUUCCCUUGUGCGGCAGCUGAGAUCUAUCACACUCUAGUGAAGGUCCUCAAGCUGUACAAUAUAGAGAACAAAGUUUUUUCCUGCACCCAUGAUGAUAGUCCAAAUGCCACACAGGCAUGCCAUACCUUGAAAGAUGAUAUGGACGAUCAAAAAGUGGGUCCGUUCUGCUAUGUUCCUUGUGCAGCUCGAACGUUAAAUUCUAUUAUAAAUGAUGCGUUAAGAACUACAAAUCCAGUUAUCUCUAAGAUCAGGGAGUUUGUAUUAGAGAUGAAUGCAUCCUUAGAAAUCUCACAGGAUUUUAUUCAAUAUACCACAGCAUAUCAAGAAGGCAAUUGGAAAUUUCCGCUUGAUGCCUCAGCCCGGUGGAGUGGCAGUUACCAGAUGCUUGAUAUUGCACGUAAGGCUGCUAAAUCAAUGGAAACUGUCAUCAGGAAAUAUGAGAUGCUAGGCAGUAGGAUGCUGCUAAACUCGGUAGAGAAGAAUGCCGUCAGUAUCAUGCAUGCAUAUCUAGAACCCUUCUUCAAAACCACGACCAACAUAUGCACAAACAAAGUACCAACAAUUGGAUUGGUUCUCUUCUUCAUGGAUCACAUUUCUGAGAUGAUUGUGGCCUGCAGAGAGUCCCGUCACAGCCCUGACUGGCUCAAGAAUGCUGCUGAAGGCAUGACUACUAAGGCCCAGAGCUACAAUGACCAGGUUUGCAACGUAUUCACGUACAUGGCUGCAAUUCUUGAUCCUCGAAUUAAAGUGGAACUCAUCCCUGAAAGUCUAAACUCAGAAAAUUAUCUAGAAGAAGCAAGAAGCCACUUCAUGAGAUAUUACUCUACCAGCCAUAUCCCAUCAAUUAGUGGUUCAUAUGGUGCUCAAGAGUUGGAAGAUGGUGGGAGUGUUUCUUUCGCAGAGGAAAUUGCUCGUAAAAAACGAAGAGCAAGCAUGAGCUCUGCCACGGAUGAGCUUACUCAGUAUCUAUCGGAGCCUCCAGCUACAAUACCAACAGAUGUUUUGGAAUGGUGGAAGGUGAAUAGCACACGCUAUCCUCGGUUGUCCAUGAUGGCUCGAGAUUUCUUGACCUUACAGGCUACUUCUGUGGCACCUGAAGACCUCUUUUGCAGCAAAGGUGACGAGAUUGAUAAGCAGCGGUUCUCAAUGUCUCAUGAAAGCACAGAAACUGUGCUUUGCAUCAGGUCAUGGACACAAUGUGGGAUGAAGUUCAAGUAUAAUUCAACUGAGAUUGAUUACGAGAGGUUGAUGGAGUUGGCUGCUGCUGCUGCUGCUGCCGCAUCAGAUAGCAACGGUGCAGGGUCUGACAAGAAGCAGAAAUGAUAUUUUUGGCUGAGCAUUCGUAGCAUUUAAUCCCACUAACAAAGACAGAGAUGCCUUGUGACAUAGGUCCUGUAUCAACAUGAUGAUGCAAGUAAUUCCACUUAAAGGAAAAUGAGUACUUUGUUUUCCAUUUUAUACUCUGUUGUAUGUAGAGGACAGAGAAUCGUCAAUGUACAGGUCAGAAUGGAGAUAAUGCUAACCCGUGUAUGUUUUAUUGUUUAGUACCAAGUAAAUUUUCAAACAUUGGUUCCCGUUGGUACC
Molecule: messenger RNA, 4665 nt
Organism: Ilex paraguariensis (yerba mate)
Lineage: Eukaryota; Viridiplantae; Streptophyta; Magnoliopsida; Aquifoliales; Aquifoliaceae
Source: the annotation of a GenBank genome assembly